Messenger RNA from Acytostelium subglobosum LB1, 744 nucleotides. RefSeq lists its product as hypothetical. The transcript is spliced from 2 exons. The annotation marks the transcript as partial. The record is from RefSeq and is a predicted model, not a curated record. Lineage: Eukaryota; Evosea; Eumycetozoa; Acytosteliales; Acytosteliaceae.
AUGAGUGGAUUUGUAGGAGAUUUAUCUCCAGCUCAGGAGAAUAUGCUGUCAGAGAUAAAGGCUAGGUUGGCCAAGAACCAGGACCCUUCACUCAAAUUGGAGAUUGAAAAGUUGGACGACUCGAUGAUACUGAGAUUCUUGAGAGCAAGGAAAUGGAAGUUGGAGGACUCCUAUAAUAUGUUGCAAGAGGCACUGUCAUUCCGUGCCUCCUUCCAAGACAAGGGUGUGGACUUUAUCACAGAGUCAUCGGUGGAGAACGAGCUCAAGUGUGGCAAGAGCUUCUUCCAUGGCAGUGACAAGGAGGGUCGCCCCAUCUGCAUCGUGCGCACAAGGAAGCAUGAUAGCAGCCAACGUGACCUCGAUGAAGCUCAACGAUAUAUUGUCUACGUCAUGGAGACUGGCAAAGAACUACUGCCCGAGGGAAUCGAGACCUGUACACUAAUAUUCGAUAUGUCAUCAUUUAGUACCAAGAACAUGGACUAUCCUUUGUGUAAGUUCAUGGUGGAGAUGUUCCAGAAGUAUUAUCCAGAGUCAUUGUCCAAGUGCUUUAUAUUGAAUGCUCCAUGGAUGUUCAUGGGCAUUUGGAGCAUCAUCAAGCAUUGGCUGGACCCAUACACCGUGUCCAAGAUUAACUUUGUCAAGAGCAAGCAGUUACUGGAGUACAUUCAUCCCGAGCAGUUGCUGACCUCAUACGGUGGUGCCAGCGACUUUAAGUACACAUACAAGGGCAUCACUGUGGAGGAC